CACUCAUUAUUUCUGACUUUCCAAGUGAUAACGAUAAGGCAGUUUGUUUGAAAUGUGUGAAGUGAAUUUAAUAAAAAAAAUCAAACAUUUUGAUUUGAAUGCAGAUUCUAUUUUUCGUGAUUUAUUUCUUGCUGAACGGUAACUUGAGGUGACUGAACAGAACGGAGACCAAUGAUAGGCUAGUAUUUCGGAACAAACAACAAUAUUUAUUCGUGAAUACUUCUGUGGAAAUCGGAUUGUUUCUCUCGCACGUUUUUGCUAUUGAUUUUCAUUGUCUUGCUUCCUUCAUUUCAACAUGUCUUCAAGCUUUUGUGAUUCAGAUUGUCAAACGAAUGGAUGUAAAAGAAAAGUCCAUUCCUAUGAAGCAAGGUACGUUUGGACGAUUACUGAUUUCAAUGUUCACGAGACCAAAGGCGUACGAUUAGAUUCACCUCCGUUUUCAUCUGUUAAGAAUAAUCAAAUUAAAUGGUGCUUGGAACUUCGUCCUAACGGCAAUACCGAUGCAAAAGAUUCUGUCAGUUUGUAUAUCUAUUUGAGUAAACUCAGCAGUUUGGAAAAAAACAAAAAAAUAUUCGCGCAAACUACACUUCUUGUUUUAGAUAGCGUAAAUGAUAAAAAAAUCGAGAAAUCCCUCGAAAUUAAGGAAUAUCCUCAUCCUGACAUUGAUAACUCUGGUUGGGGCUACAGUGAAUUCAUUAAAAAAGAUGAAAACUUCAGAAACAAGUUACUUUCAAAUAAUACAUUGACGAUUUGCUGUGAAGUGAAGUUUUCUGAUAUGAGAUGUUUUUGUGAUAGUGGCAUUGAAUUGCCCGAAUGUGACCUCUCUGAAAACUUUGCAGCAUUGAUUAAAGACCAUACGUUCACGGACGUUGUACUUUCCGUGAAUGGUAAAGAGUAUCCUGUCCAUAAAGCUGUAUUAGCUGCUCGUAGUCCAGUUUUCUACGCCAUGUUCAAACACAGCACGAAAGAGAACGAGCUCAAUCGUGUAGAUAUUGAGGAUGUUGAUGAAGCUGUUGUGGAAGAAAUGUUGAUAUACAUUUACACAGGGAAAUGUGAAGUUCCAGAUGCAUUGGCCGAAGAAUUAUUCGUAGCAGCUGAUAAAUACGAUUUGGGUCGAUUGAAAAUUAUGUGUGUACAGAAAUUAAUCGAGGGAUUGUCAGUGGAGAAUGCAACGAAUGUUGUUAUAUUGGCAGAUAUGCACCACCACGAAGAUCUGAAACGUGAAGCGAUCAAGUUUAUGGUAACCAACUUUGCUAAAGUCUUGAACACUGUAGGUUGGAAAAAUAUGCUUUUAUCGAAUCCUCAACUGGUGACUGAAGUUUGCCAAGUAGUAUCACUACAGUUGUAAUGUGAUUGUUCCGUGUCAACAUUUUUGUUUUUUCACAAGUCUUUUUGUUUUGUUUCAAUUCAAUAAUAAUUACAUCGAUGAUAGAUAUAUUUUUGUUCCUAAGAUUAUCAUUGUUGUAAGCUUCGUUGAAAAUCUUGUUUUCAAAAUAAUACAAAAUUGCAUAAGUACGUAUUAGAUAAUAAGUACCUACCUAACAGCUCUAUUAUAAAUAAUUAUUAUCUAUAGUUUAAUGGUAAAUUUAACAAUUAAUAUGUAUUAUUGAAGAAAAAAUAUAACUAAUGCCUCUUUAGUUCAACUUGAAAA
This is a messenger RNA of Planococcus citri (citrus mealybug), 1651 nucleotides long. Its product is annotated as speckle-type POZ protein B-like. Gene Ontology annotation, biological process: proteasome-mediated ubiquitin-dependent protein catabolic process; regulation of proteolysis. The record is from RefSeq and is a predicted model, not a curated record. The transcript is spliced from 2 exons. NCBI's taxonomy places the organism in Eukaryota, Metazoa, Arthropoda, Insecta, Hemiptera, Pseudococcidae. Bases 296 to 1348 code for a protein of 350 amino acids. Gene Ontology annotation, cellular component: cytoplasm; nucleus. Gene Ontology annotation, molecular function: ubiquitin protein ligase binding.